GGCGGUUGCUCCGGGUAACGGGCGGUUGUUUACUGGCUGGAGGUUUGGAGGCUGAUGGCGGCUGACGGAGAGGUUGUGUAAAAUGGAAAUGGCCUCAGCUCCAGCGGGUGUUACUGUUCCCAGAACUGGAGACCCUCUCCAUAGAAUGCAUGUUACAAGACCCAAAUCUGCCAAAGGUCGCACCAGGACCGCCCCACAGGGCUUCUCAACCAAUGCUGAGGAGUAUACCUACAGUACCUCACCACCUGCUCCCCGGGUUCCCACCAGUCCCAGGAUACUGCAGGAAGAGGUUCCUGAGCUCGUGCAUCAAGUUCUAUCCAGGCCUCCCUCAUCUUCCUUGAACCGGUACAGAGUUCUCCCAUCCAUCGGGGCAGUGAGGAAUCAAGAAAAUGCUGACGAAGAACAAAUGGCCAGAGAUAUCAGCUCCAUGCGCCUUGCAAGGGAACACCAUGAGAGGCAUGCCAAAUCUUUACAGGAGCACUCUGCAGGCAGGAUGGCAGAGACAGGCCCUAGCCAGAAGCCUCAGACUAGAGAGGAUAUUUCACCAAUUCCUGUGAAUGCGCAGGGGGUCUCACCAUUUACUAUGAAGAGGCAGGGGAUCUCGCCAUUUCCUGUGAACCUGCUAGAGCCCUCUGAGAACGAGCCCAGGCUUCUGCUGGCCAUCAGAUCCCAUACUGGCCAGAGGUUUGAACGAUACUUCCGGCCCACAGACACUAUGUAUGUUGUGCUGGCAGUGGCUGAGGAGAAGACGGGUAUGUCUUGCAGGAACUGCAGUGUGGAGUCCAUGGAAGUGCCCAGGAGAAGGUUCGCUGACCUGAGUUGCACCCUCCAACAGUGUGGGAUCCCCAAUAAAUCUGUGCUUUGCAUCCACCAGACAGAGCGGGACUGAUGACAUGAUAUUACAUGCUAAUCGUGCAUCCUUAUGAUUUCAGAGAAUUAUACUGGGUGUUACUGUGUCACAGACUCUGAUCGCCGUGCCUCAGAAAAAGUGGUACUCUGUGCUUUUGUUCAAUCCAUAAGAAUAUUCUCAUUUGUUUUCUGGCUGUAACACUGGGAUUCUGAAUAGUGACAAUGGAUCAUCUCCAUUACCUGCUUACUUCCAUAUAGGCCCAUAUCUUCUAAUAUCUGCUCAGAUAUGUUCUAAGAACAUUCUAAAUCUUUUGGUGUGUCCUGGUUAACGAAAGUUUAAUCUCCGUAAUUUAACUGUUGGCUGAAAAUGAGAUAAAUUACAGUGGCACCAUUCACUAACAUUGAUUGGGUUGUAUCUCUCUGGACUCUGCAACUAAACUUUGCAUGUGAUCCCCUGGAACACAGCCGUGGCAAAGUUCAAUACCAAAUGGUGAGAUCCAUGUUUAACCAGCUGGCUAUGAACUUCCCAGUGUGGCAUUUGGCCGAUCACCCCUCCAAUAAAAGUAAACAAGAACUCUG
This is a messenger RNA of Pelobates fuscus (common spadefoot toad), 1428 nucleotides long. RefSeq names its product UBX domain protein 10 (gene UBXN10). The transcript is spliced from 2 exons. Bases 83 to 889 code for a protein of 268 amino acids. Gene Ontology annotation, molecular function: ubiquitin binding. Gene Ontology annotation, cellular component: endoplasmic reticulum. Lineage: Eukaryota; Metazoa; Chordata; Amphibia; Anura; Pelobatidae. The record is from RefSeq and is a predicted model, not a curated record.